AUGCAACGUUUACAAGACACCCGCGGUGCAGUGCGUUGCCGCGCGGCUCUAGCAUUACAGCGUUUACAGAAUCCUAUGGAUCCAGAGGAUGAAGUUACCAGAGCAUAUCACUUUCAUAUGAGUUGCGACCCCAGUUCCUCUGUAAGAAGGGCGGUUGUUAUGUCAAUAGCAAAGUGUACAAGAAACGCGCCCUUUGUCCUGGAGCGUCUAUGUGACGUAGACGAAGCGGUGCGGCGUGCGGCCUUUCUAUAUAUCGCCGCUUUAAAUGUUACGCAACUAAAAGUGAGACAUAGAGUACUGACUCUGAAGAUUGGUUUAACCGAGCGCAGCUUUCGAGUACGCCGUGUUGUAGAAGAGAUUCUAAUCCCUGGCUGGUUAAGCACAUUUCAGGGGAACAUUGUAAAAUUGUUGAAAGCAAUCCGUUUGGACAACGCGCAAGACGCUAAAGACUCCCAAUAUGUUGCUGGCAAACUGCUGGAGUCUCUGUUCAAACGUCUCCCAGUCUCUGAGCUUUUAGAAUGGCUGCCAACUGACAAAAAUUUGCGACUGGUUCCUGCUGAAAAAUUAAACAAGGAGACGGCUUGGUACUGGCGCCAUUUAGCGGAACAUUUGCAGAAUGUUGACGACGAUGAAACAUUAGAAACAGUUGUACCCGAUUUAGUAGUCCUCAUUGGAUAUAUUAGAGCUAUUGUAGAAUCGCCUUGUCCAUCUGAAGCAGAAGAUCCAGUGGGAUUUAGCACGCGUCAGUAUGUUUUGCAAGAGUUGGGUUCAAUGAUACGGGUUUAUGAUGCCUCAGAUCCGACUGGCAGAAGUGCACUGCAGGCCCUCAUUACUGAUGUUCUUACAGGUGACUAUGGUCCACUAAACCCAGAAGUCUUGAGAGCAUUUGUAUCAGCAUUAGAACUGGUUGUUCCGGAAGUUUCACCUCGAAUGGAAGUGAUAAGUGGCGUAAUAUCCGCACUACGAGAUCCGCCUGAACCAGAAAUACUACCACCUCAGCCCGUACCAACUGUUGACUGUGGAAAAAUUAAUUUACAGAAAGUGAAACUGCGUGUAUCUCUUAACGAGGCGAAAGAAGCCCAAGAAGAGGCAGUCAGAGAUCAAAAUUAUGCUCUAGCUGCAGAAUGUAAAGCAAAGGUCGAAGAUAUACAGAAAAAGCUAGAAGAAUUAAAUACUCAACUAACGGCACCACCACCACCACCACCACCUGUUUCAGCAACAAAGGAAAAGAUAUCUGACGAAGCAACACUUAACAAGUGCUUGACGAUAUUAAAUGCCGCGCUGGAUACACCCCAGCUAAAAACUAUAACUCCAAUGCUUCAAAUUAUUUUUAAGGAAUUAGAGAUUGAGAUUUUUCAGAACCCUGAUGUACUAAUCAAUGCACUGGAAACGGUGGCCCUCUACGGCCAAUUGGAUAAAGAAUUUGCAAAAGAAAACAAGGCUUUCUUCUUUGCAAAUUUAAUAGAUACAAGUAACGAGCCAGUCGUGACAACAGUCCUGCGAUGCAUAGUGGACUUGUUAUGCGUACACGGUGCGCCAGUGUUCGAAGAUGAAGCUGCAGAAUCGCUGAGAGAGGAUUCUCGAAUUGAAAAGAAGAAAAAACGGAAUCCGCGUCUUUCCAUCGAUGCUACUGAAGAUGACGGUAGCAUAUCUGAAUCUGUUAUAUCCUUAUCACCAACACACAGUACAGUUAUCGAAAUACUUUUGAAAAUGAUGGACAGCACAUGUGCCGCAUACAGACUUAUUAUUGUGGAAGGUCUUUGUCGUCUCAUACACCUUGGACAUUUAGAAUCGCCGACUAUACUGAGCAGACUGCUACUGCUUUGGUUUAAUCCGGCUACUGCGGAAGAGGAUAUGUUACGUCAGACGAUCGGAGUUUUCUUUCAGACAUUCCCAGUCACUGUAGACGGCGCACAAGAACAAAUUCAAAAAGCGACGUUACCUACACUUCGCGCGUUAGCAAACGCGCCAUCUAGUUCUCCACUUGCUGAAAUUGACCAAGAGGCGGUCGUGCGAUUUAUUGUUUCUCUCACCAGGGUUAACCAUGAGCUGGUGGACAGCCAGGGCGGCAUGGCGCUGACGCUGUGUAGCGCGCUGUGCGGGCGCGGCGGUACGAGCGCGCCCGAGUGCGCGCUGGUGUGCCGCCUGCUGGCGCUGCUGUCGCCGCCGCGCCACGCGCACGUCGCCGCCGACCUCGCCACAGCGCUGCGCCAACUCUCCAACAAAAUACCAGAAAAACAAUCUCAACGAAAUCUGUUGCGCUAUUUGGGGGCACUAGAAGCAUUCGAACGAUCAAGCCUCAACAAAAUGUCCAACACAGUUGAUACUGAGGGUAAUAUGCAGACAGACGACACCAUGGCGCAUAUAGGACGGGUUACGACUUCUCUGCCGCAACCAUUAGCACGGAGCACCCACGUGGUGGUGAACGAAACUGUCGAAGAAGAGGUGGAGAUCGACGAAACCUCGCCCGGUGAAUUGGUGACAAUUUCUGAAGAAAAGCAGCAACCAUCGGAAAAUAACAGUCCAAAAUCCACACAAAAGUCUACAGACUCUGACGACAUACCGGUAGUGGAGCCGAAUGAAGUACAAUCUGACAGUAGUGGAGUCUCACCAGUAAAAAAAGCGAAGGUUUCAAAAGGAAAGAAAAAGAAACUAUCCAUAAACAAGCAGCCAUCUGAAUCUGGUGUCACCAAUUCGAAAACAGCAACCAAGAAAAAGAAUAAAGCGAGUAAGGAGAAAGAGGAUGUAGACGAGGAAACAGAAAAAGGGGGCUUGAAGAGAAGCAGGUCGCAGCGAUCAUUGGUGGAAGUGGACAGAGCAAAAUCACAACCAGCAAAAGAUAAAAAGAAAACAUCAUCCAAAGAGACUUCGCCACCGGUCUCGCCGCCGUUCCAAGAUCUCGACGUAUCCAAUGUAACCGUACGCAGAUCGACACGAAGCCUGCAAUCUGGAUCUAGUUCUGAAUCCACUGGGUCACCGCAGAGCGCUGGAACAGAGAACAGCCAGAAGAAAAAGAGUGGAGGAAAAACAGCGAAAUCACAACCAGCAAAAGAUAAAAAGAAAACAUCAUCCAAAGAGACUUCACCACCGGUCUCGCCGCCGUUCCAAGAUCUCGACAUAUCCAAUGUAUCCGUACGCAGAUCGACUCGAGGCCUGCAAUCUAGAUCCAGUUCCGAAUCCAUUGGAUCACCACUGAGCGUAGGAGCAAAGAAUAACCAGAGGAAAAAGAGUGGAGGAAAAACAGAACAAGGGAAGAAUACGAAGCAGACGACACGUUCGACUUCGAGCUCAGUUCGCAGCAGUGCGGGCAGCUCUCAAGGCUCCAUGUGCUAUGAAUCCGCUGAUGAUACCGAGUUGCAUACUAUAGUAUAUGAUAAAGAAAUAGAACAGUCCCUUCUAGAUGAUAGCAGUGAGCUGGCGGACAGUAAAAGGGUGUCCAAAUCGAAUGUCACCAUACCGGAGACUCCGGAUCCAAGUGAAGAGUCUGAUUCUGAACCGGAGCCUAUUAUCGUGAAAGGGAAAGGAAAACGCAACGGAAAAAAACAACAUUGA
Parnassius apollo (apollo) is the source of this 3552-nucleotide messenger RNA. The record is from the annotation of a GenBank genome assembly. NCBI's taxonomy places the organism in Eukaryota, Metazoa, Arthropoda, Insecta, Lepidoptera, Papilionidae.